This is a messenger RNA of Penicillium griseofulvum, 468 nucleotides long. Its product is annotated as RidA family protein. The record is from RefSeq and is a predicted model, not a curated record. The transcript has a single exon. NCBI's taxonomy places the organism in Eukaryota, Fungi, Ascomycota, Eurotiomycetes, Eurotiales, Aspergillaceae. Gene Ontology annotation, cellular component: mitochondrion; cytosol. Bases 1 to 468 code for a protein of 155 amino acids. Gene Ontology annotation, molecular function: deaminase activity.
AUGGCGCCCACCACCCCGUACUUCCGGCCCUCAAACCAUGCCCAAGGCUUGGCCAAUUAUCCCCAUGCACGGACUGUGCCAUCGAACAACGGACAAGGAUCAUACAUAUACGUCUCGGGAACCUCUUCCCGCCGCGGCGAUGGAACAUUCGUCGGCGCCAUUCGCACAGAAGAUGCCACAGGCAAGGUCACACUAGACCUAGACAUCCGGCAGCAAACCGCCUCAGUUCUGUCCAACAUACACGCAGAUAUUCAAGCGGCCUCAGAAGGGAAGGCGGGAAUUCACGACGUCGUCGACGCGACUGUCUUCAUGACCAGCAUAAGCGACGACUACUCGGGCAUGAACGAGGAGUGGAACCGUGUGUGGCCGGAUCGUACUACGGCGCCAGCUCGGACAACGGUUGAGGUGCGCGCGUUGCCACGCGAAGAGAUAUUGGUGGAGAUCAAAUGUGUUGCAUAUUACCAAUAA